Molecule: messenger RNA, 672 nt
Organism: Tremella mesenterica DSM 1558
Lineage: Eukaryota; Fungi; Basidiomycota; Tremellomycetes; Tremellales; Tremellaceae
Exons: 6
Coding region: 1-672 (223 amino acids)
Biological process (GO): intra-Golgi vesicle-mediated transport; Golgi to plasma membrane protein transport; SNARE complex disassembly
Cellular component (GO): Golgi stack
Molecular function (GO): ATP hydrolysis activity
Source: RefSeq, a predicted model, not a curated record
AUGAUUCAGACCAUCGACGAGCUCGAAUACUUGCUGGACCAGUUACCAGCGCCGGACAAGGAUGAGCCCUUGAUGGUCACUAAACUCCGAGCUCAGCUCCGAACAUCAUUAGAAGCGGCAUUGCCGACUCUCGACUUGAUUGCAUGGCCGCCCCCGGUUCCCGGUCCAGUUGCCCAUCCUCGCAUUGCUCUCGGUGUCAAAGCUCCACUAGCUUCGCCGCUGAUGAAUGCCAUCGAGCGAUUAGCACGACUGGCUCUCGACUACGGUGGCCGGGAAGUCUCAGGUUCACUUUCCGGUUUUCAACUUUCAUGUCACAUUUUGAUAAACCACUCAUUCAUGCUUCUUAAUCCAUCUGGGAUUGACUCACAUCUAAUGGCUACUCGUGAACGUUAUGAAACAAUUCUCCAAUUUGCCUCUUGUUUGGAAGUUGAGGUGUGCAGGGAGAGUAACAAGGUUUCCCUUCCUCCUAACUUCGCUAUCCUUGCACCCAAUUUCAAGUUUGAAGAUAUGGGUAUCGGUGGUCUCGACACCGAAUUUGCAGCCAUCUUCCGUAGGGCCUUUGCCAGUCGAAUCUUUCCACCAGGUCUGGUUGAGAAACUUGGUAUACAACACGUCAAGGGUAUUCUACGUCGUGACACCUCGAUUAUUCCACCAACAACGACCCUCCUUUGA